Drosophila kikkawai is the source of this 685-nucleotide messenger RNA. RefSeq names its product purine phosphoribosyltransferase family protein Apf (gene Datp). The record is from RefSeq and is a predicted model, not a curated record. Gene Ontology annotation, molecular function: bis(5'-nucleosyl)-tetraphosphatase (asymmetrical) activity. NCBI's taxonomy places the organism in Eukaryota, Metazoa, Arthropoda, Insecta, Diptera, Drosophilidae. Gene Ontology annotation, biological process: AMP biosynthetic process; ATP biosynthetic process.
UGACAAACCCUUUUAAUUAGUUUAUUUUAAAUGAAAAUGUAAAUAUAACGAAAUAUUUAAUUCAAGAAACCCAAUGAAGGAAAACAGCAAAAUUUCGAAGGUAGUAUAAGCUAAUUAUGCAGCACUGGAAAAACACCUGUUCCGGCAGAUUUGAUAGCCAAAACAUGAAGAAAGCGGCGGGCUUUGUGAUUUUUCGUCGCCUUUGCGGGGAAAUACAAUACUUAUUACUAAAGGCUUCCUAUGGAGACUUUCACUGGAGCUCGCCCAAGGGUCAUGUCGACCCAGGAGAGGAUGACUUCACCACUGCGCUGCGGGAGACUAAAGAGGAAGCCGGUUACGAUGAGAAGGAUUUAAUCAUAUACAAGGACACGCCGCUGGAGCUAAACUAUCAGGUGAAGGGCAAACCGAAAAUCGUCAUCUACUGGCUGGCGGAACUCCGGAAUCCUUGCCAGGAACCCAUUCUCUCCGAGGAACACACCGCCCUUAAGUGGCUGCCCAAGGAGGCCGCAAAGGAGUGUGUGGGCUUUAAGGACAACCAAGUAAUGAUCGACCGGUUUCACGACAUGAUUCUGAAGCAGGGCAAACCGGAGUAGAUUAAAAACAUGAACACAUCAAAUAAAGUUGUAACAGUGUUGCGUAACACAGAAACUAGAAAUAAAUAAAUACCAAAAAAUACCAAGGCAAA